Messenger RNA from Lytechinus variegatus (green sea urchin), 6704 nucleotides. RefSeq lists its product as uncharacterized. Lineage: Eukaryota; Metazoa; Echinodermata; Echinoidea; Temnopleuroida; Toxopneustidae. The record is from RefSeq and is a predicted model, not a curated record. The coding region runs from base 562 to 5574 and encodes 1670 amino acids. The transcript is spliced from 3 exons. Gene Ontology annotation, biological process: DNA integration. Gene Ontology annotation, molecular function: nucleic acid binding.
UACAUCAGGAUGUAGUGAUGAAAAUGUAAUAUUUUGAUUAUAAAAGGUCUUAAGACAAGACUACAAGUAUGGUUCUAGAAAGUUCCUCUUGGACUUCACUAAUGAGUCACAAAGUUAGAAUUUCUUUGUUCAUCUCAUCUACUUUCAUUUUGAGAAGAGUAUUGGUCAUUCUCAUUGUCGAAGUGAUGCAGUAAGGUUCACGUUAUAUAACACUGCAGCAGAAAUCUUUAAAAGUUAGUUGUGGAACAUCUACAAAGGCCCAAUUCGAUUGUUAUCUCAAGGUAACUCAAGGUUCAAUCUCAAGUUUGAAUUACAUUGGAUGUCAAGGUUACAGAGAUAGUGUUAAGGUUAACGCUAUUGAGUUGCGGAAUAAAACAUACGUUUGUGGAAUUCUAGCAAAUUGUGUCCAGCGUGUAUUUCGUUGAGAAGCCUUGCGAAUAACAACAGUUGGAAAUAGAUGCGAACGAAACUCCUUCGUAUAAAGAUUUACGAAGGCAGCCACAAUAACAAUCGAAGAGCAUUAAAGUUUUGCAGCAGAGUGAUUAUAGAGGGUGUGAUGUCAUGUCUUCUGAACCAGCAUCAAGACGUCAAUCGACAUCAAAGAGGAUCUCCACAUCAAAGGCCAGGAGUCUGGCAGAUGAUGAGUGCAUCAAGGAUGGUGUGGAAAGACAGUGUGAGCCAGUCAUGAAGGCCGAAAGUGUAGCAAGUUCGCGGAUGUCCCGCAGAAGUGCCAGACUUGCUGAAGCAUUCCAAGCUGAACUGGCAGUAAUGGACCAAGAGGACAGACUCGAAGCUCUGAAGUAUGAGCAAUUAAUGAAAUUGCGGGAGGAGCAGCGUAAGCUGAAAGAACUGAAGCUGAAAAAUGAGUUGGCAGCAAAAAUGUCAGCACUUGAAGAUGAGGAUGAUGCUUCAGAAGGUGACAGAGAUGACAUCCAGGUACCAAAGGAAAUACCUGGUGAUUCUGUGCGAAGGUAUUUUGAUUCUCAUCCGGAUGUGGAAGCAAGUGCAGCAUCUCCUCCUCACGACGUACAUCAGACGGGAUUUGAAAAGAUGGCGGAGUCCAUGACUGAGAUGGCGAAAGCAAUGAUGCAGCAGAAUGCAACAACACAUGGUCUCGCCAUCUCAAGCCAACUUCCAAAGCUUGAGAUACCAAUGUUUAGCGGUGAUCCCUUGCGUUACGCCCUUUGGAAAAACGGCUUCACCAACUUGGUGGACUCAAAACCCCUGGAUGGAGCAACUAAACUCAACUACCUAAAUAGCUAUGUUACGGGAGAGCCAAAGAAGAUAGUUGAGCACUUUAUCUUGUUGGGGACAGAAGAAGCUUACUUACAAGCGAUGGAGCUACUUCAAAAGAGAUAUGGGAGUGGCAGCGUCAUCAGUGCUGCCUUCUCGAACAAGCUGACCUCAUGGCCAAGGAUCUUCGACAAGGACCCUGCAGGAUUGCGGAAGUUCGCAGAUUUCCUCGAACAGGUAGCUGCAGCGAAGUCGACUGAGUCUUCUUUGGGGAUAUUGGACUAUCCUCAGGAAAACAUCAAGCUAGUCAACAAGCUACCCCUUUACCUCGAAAGAUCUUGGCGAGAUGAGGUGGAUAGAUGGCAGACGCAUGGCUACGGAAGUUAUCCUCCAUUCAAGGUCUUCACCGACUUCGUUAGCAGAGCGGCUAACAAGGCCAACAUUCCUGAGCUGGAGGGACUGCGGAGCGGCGAAUCUAGACCACGGCAGUACCAAGAGGAAUGCCCCAGGUACACUCAAAAGGGAAAGGUCCUGUCAACCAAGGUCGAGUCCAAGAUCAGCAAGGGAAAUUACAGCUCCCGUCCUUUCUGUGAAGAAGAUCAUCACAUAGAUGACUGCAAAGACUUCAAGAAACGGUCACUUCAUGCAAGGAAAGGAUUCUUCUUUCAGAAGAAUCUGUGCAUGGGGUGUGGAAUAACAGACAGCCAUCAGGUGAAAGAUUGCCAACACCGAAGGAAGUGUAAGGUGUGCCAUGGGAAUCAUCUUGCAAGCCUUCAUCGAUUUGAAAAGUCUAAGAUCCAGGGCGAGGGAGCUUCAUCCAAUUGCACCAACGUCUGCUCCCUUCCGGACCAAGAUGGCCAAGAGCAUUGUAUGAUCGUUCCAGUGUGGGUGAGACACAAGGAUGAGCCGUCUAGAGAGUUCUUGCACUACGCAAUCCUAGAUGAUCAAAGCAAUGUAGGCUUUGUGUCGGAUGGACUGUGUGAGCAGUUAGGAGUCCAAGGAGCUGAAACCACGCUCAAACUCACAACGAUGCACACCACAACGAGCAUCCAGAGCAGGAAGGUAUGUGGACUACAGGUGCUAGACUUCAAGAAGGAGAAUGAGAUUGAUCUUCCACCAAGCUUCUCCAGAGAGUCUGUUCCAGCUCAAAGGUCCCAGAUUCCCAAAGGUCCAGACCGUCUAAGCCUACAAGACCGGGUUAACUAUAUCCCUCAUACUGGGGUGUAUCAUCCUAGAAAGCCUGAUAAGAUCAGAGUGGUCUUUGACUGCUCUGCACCUUAUCAAGGAGUAUCCCUCAACGAUGUUCUCCUGCAAGGACCCAACACGAUGAACAGCCUCCUGGGAGUGCUCUGUCGUUUCCGAAAGGAAGUAGUAGCCGUAGCAGCGGACAUAAAGAGCAUGUUCCACCAGUUUUACGUCGCCACAGAGGAUAGAGACCUCCUGAGGUUUCUCUGGUGGGAAAAUGGUGAUCCUGAGAAUGCUGUCGUGGAGAAUCGCAUGAAGGUGCACUUGUUCGGUGCAGCCAGCUCUCCAGGAGUAGCUACCUUCGGGCUGAGAAGAGCUGCAGAUGACGGAGAAAAUGAAUACGGUACACCAGCAGCUAACUACAUCCGAAGAGACUUUUACGUCGAUGAUGGGUUACGGUCAGAACCAGAUGUAGCAUCAGCAAUUAAGCUUCUGAAGAACAGUCAGGCAAUCUGUGCUAAGGCCGGACUGACACUGCAUAAGAUUGCAUCCAACGCGAGGGCGGUCCAAGAAAGCUUCAACAAGAAGGAGGAUCCAACUGAGGAGAAGGAUCUAGGGAUGCAAGGUGGAUCGACAGUUGAAAGAGUGCUCGGAGUUGUGUGGUGUAUCAAGAAUGACAUCUUCAAGUUCAAGAUUGAACUCAAGGAAAGACCGUACACCAGACGCGGAGUGCUGUCAACAGUCAGCUCAUUCUAUGAUCCAUGUGGUUUCCUCAGCCCUGUCAUGCUCAGAGGAAAGCAGAUACUCCAGGAGCUUUGUCGGAGCAAGCUUGACUGGGACAGCCCAAUGCCAGGCAAUCUUCGCCCAUCCUGGGAAAGAUGGCUGCAGGAGGUGUUUCAUUUGGAGAAGCUCCAAAUAGCCAGAUGCUACAAGCCUCACAACUUUGGACAGGUCAAGGCGACAGAGAUUCACCAUUUCUCUGAUGCAAGUCAGAAUGGAUAUGGACAGUGUUCCUAUGUCCGCUUUGUGAACACAGAGGAUAAGGCCCACUGUUGCUUUGUCAUCGGGAAGUCUCGAGUGACUCCAUUGAAGCAAGUCAGCAUUCCCAGAUUGGAGUUGACGGCAGCUACAGUCUCAGCAAAGAUCAGUUCAUUUCUGAAACAGGAGUUAAAAUAUGACAACAUCAAGGAGUUCUUCUGGACCGACAGCAAGGUCGUACUGGGUUACGUGCAGAACGAGGCCAGGAGAUUCCAUGUCUAUGUAGCGAACAGGAUUCAACUAAUCCGAGACCUGACGGACCCUGAUGAGUGGUGCUAUGUAGACACAGCCCAGAAUCCAGCAGACGAUGCUUCGAGAGGACUAUCCGCCACUCAGCUAACAGAAGACUGUCGUUGGUUGAGGGGACCUGAAUUCCUGUGGACAGAAGGCAAGUUCAAGCUUGAUCAUGUGCAGCCACAAGUCCAGCUUGAAGAGAGCGAUCCAGAACUGAAACGUGUAACUAUCCUGAAGACAGGAGCCAGUGAUGCAAAAGGUCACUUUGAACCUAGUCGACUGAGCAGCUUUUCGAACUGGCACAGAGCAAAGAAAGCAGUAGCUAGGUGUAUGCAGCUCAGAAGGAAGCUGCAGAGUAGAGAAGUAAAGGUGUCGAGCUCAUCCCCAGAUGCAGGAAAGCAAUCCCUGAAAGAGCCGGUGACUGUAGAUGAACUGCAACGUGCUGAACGUUUGAUCCUUCGGAGCGUCCAAGCAGAGCAUUUCUUGGAGGAGUUGCAGAGUUUACAGAAGCUGAAAACUACAGGAGAGCUCACAGACAGACAAGAAACUCGUGUCAGGAAUGCUGAGCUCAAGAAAACGAGCUGUCUUUAUAGGCUCGAUCCUUUUCUCGACGAAGAAGGAAUCAUCAGAGUUGGUGGACGUAUAGACAGAGCAGAUGUCAGUAGAGAUAUCAGGCAUCCAAUCAUCCUUCCCCGAAAGAGUCACAUCGCAUGGUUGCUGAUCAACGAUUGCCACAGCAAGGUCAAUCAUAUGGGACGUGGUCUAACACACAACGAGCUUCGCCAAAGAGGUUACUGGUUGAUAGGAGGAUCUUCUGCAGUUUCUCAGUUCAUCUCCCAGUGCGUCACCUGCAGGAAGCUUCGAGGUUCUCUUGUGCAGCAGAAGAUGUCAGAGUUACCUAAGGAGAGAGUUGAACCAUCCGCCCCUUUCACAUACUGUGCAGUCGAUUACUUUGGACCGUUUCUAUUGAAGGAAAGGAGAAGUGAGGUGAAGAGGUAUGGUGUCCUUUUCACAUGUAUGUCUUCGAGGAGCAUACAUCUCGAGACUGCAAACAACCUUUCCAGCUCCUCUUUCAUCAAUGCUUUUAGGAGAUUCAUGAACCGCCGAGGAACCAUUCGACAGCUAAGAUCAGAUCAAGGGACAACCUUCAUAGGUGCCAGGAGUGAGUUGAAGCUAGCUCUUCAGGAGAUGGACCAGCAGCAGGUGCAGGAGUAUCUGCUAGAAAACGGGGUAGAGUGGAUACCAUUCAAGUUGAAUGUUCCACAUUCUUCACACAUGGGAGGCGUCUGGGAAAGACAGAUACACACGGUGAGAAGAGCCUUGGACACUGUACUUGCUAAGGCCGGCAGCCAGCUUGACGAUGAAGCCUUUCGCACUUUCAUGACUGAGACAGAGUGCAUCGUCAAUUCUCGACCGCUCACCAUCAACGAUCUAAGUGACUCAGAAGCGCCUGAGCCAUUGUGUCCUCUCCAUCUUCUGACGAUGAAGCCGAAGGUCAUACUACCGCCCCCAGGGAAGUUCCAGGGAGCAGACAAGUACUCCAGGAAGUGGUGGAGAAGGGUUCAGUACCUCGCCAACGAAUUCUGGUUGCGCUGGCGUCGAGAGUAUCUCCAGCAGCUGCAGCCUCGUCAGAAGUGGACGAAAUCUCAUCAGGACCUUGCAAUCGGUGACGUGGUAAUUGUAAAGGAAAACGAAGACGCUCGACUUCGAUGGCCUCUAGGAAGGGUGGAACAAGUUAUUCCUAGUGAAGAUGGACGUGUUAGAAAGGUAAAGCUCCUCAUGGCCGAUGGAGCUCUGGACAGUAAUGGUAAACGUUUGAAAAAGCCAUGUUACCUUGAUAGGCCAGUUCACAAGCUCGUCCUUCUAUUGCCCAAGAAGGAAUAAUUGAAUUGUACAUUGAAUUAUAUCAGUGCACGAAUAGUGUUGUCAGUAGUCUCAUAUUUCUUUCCUUCUCUCGUGUUCUCUCUCUUUCCUUCCUUGUUCAGUGCUCAUUAAUCUAGCUACACUUCUUUUUCGUAAUUUAUUUUUCUCUGUAUCCUUUUUUCUUUCUUUCACAUGCAUUCCUCCUCUUUAUCCUCUUCAAUAUGUUCGUACAUAUUCCCUUGUUUGGUAUGCGUAUUUGGAGUUAAUUUCUGUAGUUGUCACGCAGAAAACAAAGGGGAUUCCCCCUCAAGGAGCCUUGAUCCUUGAUGUCGUAUAUUUUCUGAUGUCAGAAAUAUGCUACUGUUAAUUUGUAAUUUUCAUGUACAUUUGUGAUUACGUGGUUAGUGGAACAAGCGUUCGGGUUCUUGGUCAGUGUCUUAUGUUGUAAAGUACUAGGGUGUAUACUUAUAUAGCAGUACGUAAGAUUGUUGUUUUCUUAAAGUAUCGUAGGUACGUAUAAUGGUUUACUGUUAUCACUUGUGUUUAGGUUAAGAAAUUAUGCGCUAUAGAAAAUCAGUUUAUCGUUAUUAUCAUAGGUUGAAUUACAGUUGUUUGGGUAAAUGUUGUGAACAUUUAAAGGAGCCAUGUGACUACAUCAGGAUGUAGUGAUGAAAAUGUAAUAUUUUGAUUAUAAAAGGUCUUAAGACAAGACUACAAGUAUGGUUCUAGAAAGUUCCUCUUGGACUUCACUAAUGAGUCACAAAGUUAGAAUUUCUUUGUUCAUCUCAUCUACUUUCAUUUUGAGAAGAGUAUUGGUCAUUCUCAUUGUCGAAGUGAUGCAGUAAGGUUCACGUUAUAUAACACUGCAGCAGAAAUCUUUAAAAGUUAGUUGUGGAACAUCUACAAAGGCCCAAUUCGAUUGUUAUCUCAAGGUAACUCAAGGUUCAAUCUCAAGUUUGAAUUACAUUGGAUGUCAAGGUUACAGAGAUAGUGUUAAGGUUAACGCUAUUGAGUUGCGGAAUAAAACAUACGUUUGUGGAAUUCUAGCAAAUUGUGUCCAGCGUGUAUUUCGUUGAGAAGCCUUGCGAAUAACAACAGUUGGAAAUAGAUGCGAACGAAACUCCUUCGUAUAAAGAUUUACGAAGGCAGCC